Messenger RNA from Odocoileus virginianus texanus, 337 nucleotides. The record is from RefSeq and is a predicted model, not a curated record. NCBI's taxonomy places the organism in Eukaryota, Metazoa, Chordata, Mammalia, Artiodactyla, Cervidae.
AAGUUGAGGGUCCGAGGGGUCUGUCCCCACCAUGGCCAUGUUUAUCAUGGUGAUGUUCGGAGCUGGCUGCUGGGAGCUGGUGAACAUCUGGUGCAGCCUCGGGACCCUCACCGCCCACCUGAGGCAGAGGUGCCAGGUGCCCCCUGACGCAAUCAUCGCCCUGCUGGCUGAGGACGGGCACCUGGUCAACCUCGUGGAGGGGCUGGAGAAGGGGCCUUCCCCGGCGCCCUCCGUGGCCAGCCCCCCGCUGCAGGAGCGGGGAACCUAUGUCCUGGUGCAGAUCAUCAGUAAGUGGGGUCCAAGAUUCACGCCCCCCUGCAGUGACGUUGGAAUAUAA